CUUGCCCCCGCACCGCCGCCCAGCCCCAGCCCCGGCACCCGCCUGCCCCCGGUGCUCCGGUAACGGCCCCCGCUGUGCGCCCCCGCCACCCCGGUGACGGCCCCCGGCGCUCUCCUCAUCCCGCCAUGCGCCCCGGUGCCGCUGAGCGUGGAGGAGAUGGCGGAGCUGUACCGGGAGCUGAGCCGGCACCCGGGGCUCAGCGCUGCCUGCCUCGGUCCCGACAUCACCACCCAGUACGGGGGCAAGUACUGCAGCCUCUACACCGAGUGGUCGCAGCGGGACUUGGCACGGGCUGAGAACAUCAAGUUCUGCCGCCAGUACCUGAUCUUCCACGAUGGGGCCUCCGUUGUCUACUCGGGGCCCGCUGGCACCUGCUCCGAGAUCAAGGACGAGCUGCUGAGCCGCGAGUCCCCCAGUGGGGCACUGAAGGCUGUCCUGCGUAAGGUCCCCGGCAAGGAGAAGGAGAAGGAGAAACAGUUCCUGGAGGUCUGGGAUCAGAACCGCAAGGUGAAGAGCAUUGACCUGACAGCGCUGGACAAGCACAGCAGUGUCUACGAUGACGACCAGUUUGGCUGCCUGGCAUGGUCGCACUCGGAGACCCACCUGCUUUACGUGGCGGAAAAGAAGCGUCCCAAGGCCGAGUCCUUCUUCCAGAGCAAAGCCCCUGAGCUGGGCACCUCCGAUGAGGACACAGGGCACCCCAAGAAGGAGGAUGCACCCCUCAAGGGCGAGCAGUUUGUGUACCACGAGGACUGGGGAGAAACGCUGAGCACUCGCAGCGUGCCCGUCCUCUGCAUCCUGGACAUCGAGGGCAACAGCGUCUCGGUGCUGGAGGGCAUCCCGGAGCACCUCUCCCCUGGCCAGGCUUUCUGGUCCCCCGGCGACACUGGAGUGGUGUUUGUGGGCUGGUGGCACGAGCCCUUCCGCCUGGGGCUGCGGCACUGCACCAACCGCCGGUCAGCACUCUUCUACGUGGACUUGACAAGCGGGAGAUGCGAGCUGCUCUCUGAGGACACCAGGGCCGUGUGGUCCCCACGGCUCAGCCCUGACCACUGCCGUAUCAUCUACCUGGAGAAUGAUGCCCUGGGACCCCACCAGCAGUGCAGCCGCCUCCGCAUGUACGACUGGUACACCAAACACACCAGCACGGUGCUGGAGACUGUGCCACGGCAGGCAUGGGGCGCCUUCCCAGGCAUCUACUGUGGUGCUUUGCCGGGGCUGUGCUGGGCAGCUGACAGCCGCAGGCUCGUGCUGGAUACAACCCAGCGCAGCCAGCAGGAUGUGUUCGUAGUGGACACAGUGACGGGUGCCACGACCUCGCUGACAGCCGAUGCCCCCCAGGGAAGCUGGUCUGUCCUCACCAUCGACCGGGACCUCUUGGUGGCCAGGUUCUCCACCCCUAGCUGCCCCCACACACUGAAAGUGGCUGUCCUGCCCAAUGCUGGCCAGGAGGCGCAGGCACGCUGGGUCUGCCUGCAGGAUGCACCCCCUGUGCCCGGCAUCAGCUGGGGCAUCCGCACCCUGCAGCCCCUGCCGGAGCAGGAGCACCCCCAGUAUGGGGGCCUGGACUUUGAUGCCAUCCUGCUGCACCCAAGCGAGGGCUCUGCUGCCCAGAAGCCCCCCCUAGUUGUGAUGCCCCAUGGGGGUCCCCACUCCGUCUUCACGGCCAGCUGGAUGCUGUACCCAGCAGCACUCUGCCGCCUGGGCUUUGCUGUGCUGCUGGUGAAUUACCGCGGCUCCCUGGGCUUUGGCCAGGACAGCGUGGCCUCCCUGCCAGGCAAUGUGGGCACACAGGACGUGCGUGAUGUGCAGCUCUGCGUGGAGCGGGUGCUGCAGGAGGAGACGCUGGAUGCUGGUCGGGUGGCACUGGUGGGUGGCUCCCAUGGGGGCUUCCUGGCAUGCCACCUCCUCGGCCAGUUCCCUGACACCUACCGCGCCUGUGUUGUCCGCAACCCCGUGGUGAACAUUGCCUCCAUGGUGGCCACCACUGACAUCCCUGACUGGUGCCUGACGGAGACGGGACUGCCCUACGUGCCUGAUGCCCUGCCAGACCCUGCCCAGUGGACAGAGAUGCUGCGCAAGUCGCCCAUGCGCUACGUCGAUCAGGUCCGUGCACCUGUGCUGCUGAUGCUGGGGGAGGACGACCGGCGUGUGCCCCCCAAGCAGGGGCUGGAGUAUUACCGUGCCCUCAAAGCCCGGGGGGUCCCCACACGGCUGCUCUGGUACCCAGGGAACAACCACGCCCUGGCCGGUGUCGAGGCCGAAGCUGACGGCUUCAUGAACAUGGCACUGUGGCUGCUCAAGCACCUGCAGUGCUAACAGCCCCCCGCUGCUGCCUCCCCCCAAUAAACAGCAUAGCUCAGCA
Messenger RNA from Falco peregrinus (peregrine falcon), 2365 nucleotides. RefSeq names its product acylamino-acid-releasing enzyme-like. Lineage: Eukaryota; Metazoa; Chordata; Aves; Falconiformes; Falconidae. Gene Ontology annotation, molecular function: serine-type endopeptidase activity. The coding region runs from base 157 to 2319 and encodes 720 amino acids. Gene Ontology annotation, biological process: proteolysis. The record is from RefSeq and is a predicted model, not a curated record. The transcript is spliced from 22 exons.